UUUUAGUCAAAGUUUAGGCCAUACGAAAAUAUUUAUUUACGAUACAACAAAAGUUUGACGUGGGUUGGAUGCUCGUAAGUGAAAAGAGGGGCGAGUGUGAUUUUCAAAAUUCCAAUUUCAAAACGGUUAUUGUCAACAUCCCUUCUCUUCCCAACUGACAUUUUGGUUCCGGCGACGGAAGCCAGAGAUGAUCGGUCAAACUCACAAUCAACCGAAGGCGUCUUCGUCGGCAAAUGAUGAAGCUCGUAAUCAGUCGGAGAAAAAUGCCGCCGCAUUCGGGCAGUGGUCGUUGAAGAACUUCGAAAUCGGGAGACCUCUGGGAAGAGGAAAAUUCGGCAGAGUCUAUGUCGCUCGAGAAGUCAAGAGCAAGUACAUUGUGGCUUUGAAGGUGCUUUUCAAGGAACAAAUUGACAAGUACCGUAUCCAUCACCAGUUACGGAGAGAGAUGGAGAUUCAGUCCACCCUCAAACAUCCCAACGUUCUACGCCUCUAUGGCUGGUUCGACGACGAAGACCGAAUUUUCCUUAUACUCGAGUACGCUCAUGGAGGUGAGCUCUAUGGCGUGCUGAGGGAGCGCGGCUACUUGACGGAGAGAGAAUCUGCAACGUAUAUUGCCAGUCUCGCGAACGCCUUGGCUUAUUGCCAUUCACAGGAUGUGAUUCACAGAGACAUUAAGCCGGAGAAUCUCUUGCUGGAUCAUGAGGGUCGUUUGAAGAUUGCGGAUUUUGGGUGGUCGGUUCAAUCGAGAAGCAAGAGGCAUACCAUGUGUGGAACUUUGGAUUAUCUAGCUCCAGAGCUGGUCGAAAACAAGGCUCACGAUUAUACAGUUGAUAACUGGACGCUAGGUGUACUUUGCUAUGAGUUCCUCUACGGUGCUCCUCCCUUCGAAGCUGCGAGGCAGCAUGAUACGUUCAAAAGGAUCGUGAAGGUUGAUCUUAGCUUCCCGCCUAAUCCUCCAGUCUCGAAGGAAGCGAAAGACUUAAUUAGCAGACUUCUUGUGAAGGAUUCUGCUAAGCGUCUCUCUCUUAAGAAGCUUAUGGAUCAUCCAUGGAUAAUCAAGAAUGCAGACUCGAAAGGUGCAUGCAUCCAGUAGAUAUCUGUGCUCCUGGUAGAUUCCACAAUUUAGAGUUGGUAUUUGUGGAAUGAGCGAGGCUUUUAGGAUUUAGGGAUUUCUUUGUUUUGGAGUAAAUUGCAAGAUUGGUCAUUGUGUUUACUAAAAACGUUCUAGUUUGGUCACUGCAAAUUAAUUUCAUUUGUGAUCACUAAGAUUAAUUCAAUAGUUCAAGUUUGGUCACUCUCCGUUAGUCUCUGUUAAUUUUUGCUUAUGUGGCAGUCAACUCUUAUAGUUGACCGUAAAAUGAGUGAUGUAGCCAUUAAAAAAUAUUAACUAAUAAAAUUCAAACAUUUAC
Messenger RNA from Linum trigynum, 1409 nucleotides. Lineage: Eukaryota; Viridiplantae; Streptophyta; Magnoliopsida; Malpighiales; Linaceae. The record is from the annotation of a GenBank genome assembly.